UGCAUUUUUUAAAGAGAUUUGUCUCAAAUCUCUCGAUACGAUCGAUUGCGCGUCAAUUCCUCACGAGAGACAUUCCCGCAGCUCAAGAUAAUUCAAUUACAUUUCAAGUGGUCUCUAAUUCAGCAAUGAAUUCAUCCGUUUUGGAGACAUUUUGCGCGCGCAAGUUGUUAAGGUGACGAUAAAUGGAUGAAUGAAAAGUUGAAAAAUUGCUCAAGGAAUUCCCAAUUGCAGUAUGGAGGGAUUACAAAAGAUACCACACACCAGUCGUUGAGACAAAUUACAUAAAUACUCUUGGACAUGUGCCACUCGAUAUCAACUGAAGAUUCUGACCACUUGUUAACACUAUCGGCUUGCCUCAGUCUCACCGGGGCGUAUAUCACCAUUUGAUCCGCCAAUUGAUAAAGUGCCUUAGACCCAAGCAAUUGGACUCUCAUUCAUUGUACUGGGAAUUUCAGUGUCAAUUGGGUGGGCUCCUGAAACACACUCGUCUUGGUCUGAUCCUCUGGUGUGCUCAGAGAUCACAGUUGAACCGUCUUAUUGUGCUUUAAACUUGUCUUUGCGACUCACUGUGAAUUUUAAAUUGUCACCAUGGCGGAAAAGACUCCCUCAGCACCUCCAAGUGAAGAGAAACCAAUUGGAUUCAAUCUCAGUGAAUUCAAUUCCACAACAAUCCUCACGGAAAAGCAGAAGCUCGAAGAUGAGGAAGACUACAAUCCCUUUGUGCAUCGAGUUGUGGAGAAGCCCAAUUCGACUGGAGGAGCUCUGGCGCAUUUACUGAAAAGUUCCUUGGGAACAGGAAUCCUGGCCAUGCCAAUGGCUUUCAAAAAUGCCGGUCUCCUCUUUGGUGGAAUUGGAACAAUUGUAGUAGGAAUUCUCUGUACAUACUGUGUUCAUAUUCUGGUGAAAACGUCACACGAUGUUUGCAAAAAAGGCCGAGUACCCUCAUUAGGAUUUGCAGAAACUGUGGAAAAAGUCUUCGCACUGGGACCUCAGCCAAUUCAGAAAUUUGCAAAUGCUUCCAAACUCUUUGUCGACUACGCACUCAUGGCGACGUACUAUAGUGCUGCCUGUGUCUACAUUGUCUUCAUCGCGACGUCCUUCGCCAAAGUCAUCAAUUUUGAGCUAGAGCUCGACUGGGACGUUCGCAUCUACAUUGCACUAAUCUUCAUUCCAGUCUUGAUCAUGGGACAAAUCAGGAUACUUAAGUACCUUGUACCCUUCUCUGCCAUCGCUAAUCUCUUCAUCAUCGUCACCUUUGCCGUCACUCUCUACUACAUGUUCAACGUGGAGCUCGAAUUUCACGAUAAACCACUCUUCUCUAGCUUUGGCCAGCUGCCACUCUUCUUCAGCACUGUGAUCUUUGCAAUGGAAGGAAUUGGCGUUGUGAUGCCAGUGGAGAAUUCCAUGAAGAAACCCCAGCAUUUCCUUGGCUGUCCAGGAGUCCUGAACACUGCUAUGAUAACUGUGAUUGUCCUGUACGCUGUGAUGGGAUUCUUUGGCUACGUACGAUUUGGUGAUAUUGUUGAGGGCAGUAUAACGCUGAAUUUGCCCCAGACAGAACCACUCGCUCAAACAGCUCAAAUUCUCAUCGCUUUGGCCAUUCUGUUCACCUUUGGCCUUCAGUUUUACGUCCCCAUGGACAUUCUGUGGCGAAAGCUGGAGCACAGGAUCCCCAAAGAGAAGCACAACAUCUCUCAGAUUGCCAUUCGCACAGGAAUCAUCUUAAUUUGCUCAGCUGUUGCAGCUGCUGUACCCAAUCUUGAGCCCUUCAUCGGUCUCGUGGGUGCUCUGUUCUUCUCCACACUCGGACUUUUGGUUCCAGCUGUCGUCGAGACCAUCUUCAAGUGGCCAGACAACCUUGGACCCUUAAAACUAAUCCUCGUUAAGAACAUUAUUGUCGGAAUUUUUGCCAUUUUUGCCCUUGUUUCCGGAUCAAUUGUCAGUAUUUCGGAAAUUGUUGAAAUCUACCGAGGUGAGGAACACUAGAGCCUCAAAUCUAGCCUAGAGAGCUAGGCUAGAGUCAAACUCAAAAUAAACCUACCCCAGACUAAUGGCCUACGCGCAAUCACUUAAGUUGUGUAAACAUGUUUCUAAACUAAAUUUUUGAAAAUUUGUGCACAGAAGAAAUGUCAAACUUGUAAACAUGUGUUUGACACUUUUGACAUUUCCAACGGAAUUCGUUCAUUUUCAAUUUCAAAAAUAUGUUUACAAGACAAAAGUUAUUGUGCAGACUCCAUAAAAUCCUCCUAAGGACUAAAAGAACAGCCUUCCCCGAAAAAAUACAGGACUUAAAUGACGCCAUUGAGCGUCACUGUUGUGUACAUAUUUAAUAAUAAAAAUAAUAAUAAAAAAAAAAACAGGAGAAUGUAUUGUAAGAAAAACUUUUAUAAAGUGACCGUUUUUUCAAAACCUUUGUUAUUAUCCUUAAGAAAAAAAUACUAGAUUUUUUUGUAAUUUUUAAUUUAAUUUAUAGAAUACAAAAAAAAUGGAAUAGCUUUAAGUGAAAUUUUUUGAGAAUGAGAACACAAAGUGAUGAGAUAGUGACAAAUUUUUGAAUUCAUGAAAAUAAAAUUUAUAAAUGAAUAAUUGCAA
Messenger RNA from Phlebotomus papatasi, 2592 nucleotides. RefSeq names its product proton-coupled amino acid transporter-like protein CG1139. The coding region runs from base 589 to 1986 and encodes 465 amino acids. NCBI's taxonomy places the organism in Eukaryota, Metazoa, Arthropoda, Insecta, Diptera, Psychodidae. Gene Ontology annotation, cellular component: vacuolar membrane. The record is from RefSeq and is a predicted model, not a curated record. Gene Ontology annotation, molecular function: amino acid transmembrane transporter activity. Gene Ontology annotation, biological process: amino acid transmembrane transport. The transcript is spliced from 8 exons.